GUUUGGGGGAUGUGAUGCGGGAUGAGGUUGGGGAUGUAGUGGUGUCUACGUGUGUGCAAAUUGCUGGCAGGUUUGAUGUGGAGGUUGCUGAGGCAAUGGCUAUGAGCCUAUGAGACAUGCCUUAAAGAUUGCCAUGGAAUCAGGCUUCUUGAGAGUGUGUUUGGAAACUGAAUCUCAAGCUGCAUCAUUGUCUAAGGAAGGGUAUAGCAGAUCCGACCGAGUUUGGCUAUAUUAUCAAAGACAUUCUUUUGCUUGCUAGCUCCUGCACUGUUGUCUCUUUCACAUUUGUGAAAAGGAAUGGAAAUCGAGUAACUCAUAGCUUAGCCAAACUUAGUAGCAAUUAUGUUGGUGUUAGAGUUUGGUUAGAAGAGUAUCUUAUUGAGAUACAUGAACUUGUAAUGGCUGAUUUAAGCCUUUCUUAUACUUAAUAAUAUUGCUCGGUUUCCCCUCAAAAAAAAAAAAAAAAAAACAAAAAUUUUUUACUCAAAUUCAAAUUAGUCCGAGUCUAACAUAUUCCUAAGGUCUAACUUUACUCAAAUUUAAAUUAGUUGGAGUCUAACAAACUCUUGAUUAUCAAAUAAAAAUAUCCUUAAAAAAAAAUGUAUAGAAUGUUCAACCAAUCACACCUAUUAUUUUUCCUUUAAAUUAAUCUUCCAACAAAUCCACAAUUCAUGUUUGAACCCAAAUUUUGAACCCUUAAAAAGAAAUACAAGUAAAUUGGAUUACUUCAUCUUUCUUUUCUUGUUGAAAGAAAGGAGCAAAACAAAGCCACAAAAAAUGCCCGGGAACCCAAUGUCACUCGGACCCUCAAAUUUCGGGCCAAACUUUAUCAACACUUUGUUCUCUUCUUUCCGGGGAACCCAUUUCCGGUUAAUCGGAGCUCCGACUACCCUCCGGCGCACUUUAGCUGCUACCCAUUCUAUUAGCUACAAUAAGCUUGUGAGAGCGAAUAUCAAUAGUCCAGUUUCAAUCUUUAAUAGUGAGACUGUUGCUUCGUCUACCAUUCCCUCUGUUAAUGGAUAUCCAGAAUAUAGCCGCUUACUACCCUGUCCAUCAACAAAUCUUCCACCAAGAAUAGAGCACUUGGUUGUCUUGGAAAAAAGCCCUGUUUGUGAAUACAUUAGCAAAAGUUUGGAUCUUCCACCAUUGUACGUUGCAGAUCUCAUCCGUUUCGGAGCUGUAUAUUAUGCACUUAUAUGUCCAGAGCCUCCUGUAACAGCUACCCCUGAACAAGUUCAACUGUAUCAACAAUUUACAUCUCCUGAACUUCUAUUACAUAGACGUUCAAUCAAGGGGAAAACUUUCCGAGAAGCUCAAAAAACCUUCCGAGUAACUCGCAUAGAGGAAUUCUUUGAAGUAGGAACUUACUUGCGCAUUCAUGUACACCCAAAACGCUUCCCAAGGUGCUACGAAAUUGAUUGGAAGUCAAGGAUUUUAGCUGUUACUGAAUCCUAUGUGGUUCUGAACAAACCUGCUGGCACCUCAGUUGGAGGGUCUUCAGAUAACAUUGAAGAAUGCUGUGCAACUUUUGCCACUCGUGCCCUGGGAUUGACUUAUCCACUCCUUACUACACAUCAAAUUGAUAAUUGUACUGAAGGAUGUGUUGUGCUGGCCAGAAAUAAGAAGUAUUGCUCAACUUUUCAUAAGAAGAUUAGAGAUAAAAUGGUUAAGAAGCUCUACCUUGCACUUGCUGCAGCACCAGUACCUCGUGGAAUAUAUACCCAUUACAUGCGCCCUUUUGAUUUUGCUCCACGACUUAUUUCAGAAGAGUGUAUUGAUAGAUGGCUCUUAUGCCGGCUGGAAGUUUUGGAUUGUAAGGAAGUUCCUUGGCCGAACUCUUCCAUCAGAGAAAAGUAUCAAAUUGAAGACUGUGGAUGGCCUGUAAAGAAUUUGGCUUACGAGUGCACUGUUGACCUUUUGACUGGUCGGACUCACCAGAUUCGAGCACAAUUUGCUGCUUGUGGGGCACCUAUAAUUGGCGAUUCCAUGUACAUGCCAGCUUCUCUUGCAGAAAAAGCCACUCCAAACAUUAAUCCUCUUGGAAAAUGUAAAGAAGAAUAUACUAGUGAGGAUGAAAAAAAUAUUGCUAUUGAUAAUUGGAUUGCUUUGCAUGGAAAGGAACCCACUGUUGCAAUUGGUCUUCAAGCUUGUCAAAUCUCUUGGGACAACGGUGAGCAUAUCUACAAUGCUGGGUCGCCGUGGUGGAGAUGAGAUUAUUUUCAUGACUCAGGUGCCCUCUGUAGUCACAAGGAAGAAAUUCUAAUGCAGAGCUGUAAUCCAGUACAGAUUCAUAGCCGCUCCAUUAAUGGAUAGUUCAUUGCGUGCCAUAAGGUCCAUAACAAAGGGCUCCUUUCAAAUCACAUUUUCGACAUCUAAAAAAGCCUAGAGCAUAGCGAUGCAGGCAAUUAACUACUGAAGUAUCCAUCAACUGCUAAGAUACAGAACGGGACCAGGUACUUCUCCUUGCCUCUGAAGAUUGUGAAGUACAAAUCAGAAAAAUUCUGAGUCAUCUCUGAAUGAUAUGGAAUUUCUCUGAAGAUCUGUAUUCAAGAGUGCUUCUGGAUUAAGGCCUGAUUUCCAAACUUAAGCUUUAUUAAUGUUUAAUUUCACAAAGAGAUUGAAAAUUUUCUGAUUGCACUUUCAGAUGAAAUUGUAGUUUCGUCUGUCCAUUUUUGAGUAGUAACAGUAAACUUGUAACAUGAAACUGAUACAACCUAUAUGUAAAUAUUACAAAUUUGAACU
Messenger RNA from Chenopodium quinoa (quinoa), 2742 nucleotides. Its product is annotated as RNA pseudouridine synthase 6, chloroplastic-like. The record is from RefSeq and is a predicted model, not a curated record. The transcript is spliced from 10 exons. The coding region runs from base 778 to 2211 and encodes 477 amino acids. Lineage: Eukaryota; Viridiplantae; Streptophyta; Magnoliopsida; Caryophyllales; Amaranthaceae. Gene Ontology annotation, biological process: pseudouridine synthesis. Gene Ontology annotation, molecular function: RNA binding; pseudouridine synthase activity.